Molecule: messenger RNA, 870 nt
Organism: Gastrolobium bilobum
Lineage: Eukaryota; Viridiplantae; Streptophyta; Magnoliopsida; Fabales; Fabaceae
Exons: 2
Coding region: 1-870 (289 amino acids)
Biological process (GO): telomere maintenance; DNA repair
Molecular function (GO): DNA helicase activity
Source: RefSeq, a predicted model, not a curated record
AUGGUACACAGAUCUUGCUUUGAGGCCCUUGAUAGAACACUUAAAGAUGUUCUUAGAUUUUAUGAUACCAGCUGUGUUGAUAUGCCCUUUGGUGGAAAAGUGGUCGUUCUAGGAGAUGAAUUCUUGAUCAAAGGUUCAGAAGACCCACUUUCAGAUAUUAUUGAUUUUGUCUACCCGAAUCCGAUGGAUAAUAUAUUAGAUCCGACUUUCUUUAAACAACGUGCUCUUCUAACUCCUAAAUUGUCCGAUGUUGCCAUGUUAAACGAGCACCUAAUGGCUGUGAUUCCGGGUGAAGAAAGGACAUUUUUAAGUUCAGAUAAGGUUUUGAAACAAGACGGUAAUUCAUCUCUUGAGGAUGAUGAAAUCUCCCUUGAGAUCUUAAAUACAUUCUCAUGUUCGGGGAUUCCUGAUCAUAAAUUAACUUUGAAGGUAAAAGUACCGGUUAUGCUAUUGAGAAAUAUUGAUCAAUCAAGAGGUUUGUGCAACGGUACGAGAUCACUUAUUACAAAGUUGGGGAAUCAUGUUGUUGAGGCAAUCGUUCUUACAAGAAACAAUAUAGGAGAUACUGUGUUAAUCCCUAGAAUGACGAUGAGCCCAUCGGGUCAUACAUUUCCAGUAAACUUCCAAAGAAGACAAUUCCCCUUGGUAGUUUCGUUUGCGAUGACUAUAAACAAAAGUCAAGGACAGUCGCUGUCUCAUGUUAGCAUUUAUCUUCCUAGGCCUGUCUUCACUCAUGGGCAAUUAUAUGUGGCACUAUCUAGAGUAAAGAGCAGGCAUGGAUUGAAGAUGCUGAUACUUGAUGAAAAUGGAUGUGUUACAAAUACUACUUUUAACGUCGUCUAUAAGGAAGUGUUUCAAAGAUUAGUGUAG